UCCAUUCUGUAAAGAAACAUUCAGCAGAAGGCCUGACCUUCAGAUUAAUACAACCAGUGGCACCGUAAUGGGGGGUAAGCAAACUCUACAGAGAUCCCAAGUCAAUAUGAUAUUCGGGGGGCCCAGAAACCAUAGCGGCGCCCCUGAAUACAAUGCUGAGAGUUUUGCGCAACACUUCAAGGAGAAGCUCAAUCUAGGAAGACCUGAGGUGUUCUGUGACUUCUGUGAUGAAAGAAAGCAGAAAGCCGUGAAGUCCUGCCUGACGUGUCAAAGCUCUUACUGUGAGACUCACCUGGAGCCUCAUCACAGAGUCCCACGUCUAAAGAAACACACACUGAUCAACGCUGUGGAAAAUCUGGAGGAUUAUAUAUGCCAGAAACACGAGAGACCGCUGGAGCUGUUCUGCAGAGAUGAUCAGACGAGUGUGUGUCUGUUCUGCACUGAAGGAGACCACAGGACUAACAACACUGUUCCUAUAGAGGAGGAGAGUCAGGAGAAGAAGGCAUUAUCAUCAGAAGUGGAAUCAGCAGCAAGAGCUCUUAUUGAUGUGUUAGCCAGGGGCCUGGCUCCAUCUUCAUCAAGUGGCCUUACUCCUUUGCCUACUCUGUCAGAACCUGAAAAUAGGGUGAGGCAGGCAUUAAAAAGGCAAUUCACAAGUAUGUUUGGGACUGAAAAUGACCAGCCUAGGGGCAAAAAACGUUUCCCUGUGGCCAAACCUGGUAAUGUGAAAAAGACAGAUUUUCUAAUUUAUGUGCUCUCUGAACACACCCUGUUUGCUCCAAAAGGAGAUGAAGACCUAAAACUUGUACAUGCUGGGCUUGGGAAAAGGCUGUUAACUGUUCCAGACAGUUUUAAACACAGUGAGAUUGUCACUCUGCUUGAGGAAGAAUUUCCUAAAUUAAAAACUCUUCAGGGGGGCUGGAUGUUUUACAAGUCUACAGGUGGUGGUGAGCGGCGGCGAAAGCUGUCUAUAAUUCCCACAGACUCUGAUGGAUACUCAACUCGGCUCCUGAAAUCGGUGUCGAAUAAUGGGAAGAACAUGCUUUUUGUAGUUCCACUACAAGAGCAGCUUUCCAUUGAACCAUUACCCUUUGAUUCUGUGGAGUUUUCAAAGAUGCCACAGUCAAGCUAUCAUAAUGCUUUCUUAAUAUUUCCAUAG
Messenger RNA from Sinocyclocheilus rhinocerous, 1159 nucleotides. Its product is annotated as E3 ubiquitin/ISG15 ligase TRIM25-like. Bases 68 to 1159 code for a protein of 363 amino acids. Gene Ontology annotation, molecular function: zinc ion binding. The record is from RefSeq and is a predicted model, not a curated record. The transcript has 6 exons. Lineage: Eukaryota; Metazoa; Chordata; Actinopteri; Cypriniformes; Cyprinidae.